CAAGCUCUCCAGGCUGGCUACCAUUUAAAAUCAGACUCUUUUUGUCUUUUGAUUGCUGCCUCCCGACCCAACUCCGAUGUGUUCCGCUAUCAGCGACCGGCAGCCUGCCAUCGCAGCCCCUGUCUGGGCCGAGAUCGGCGGAGAGUACACCGCAGCGGCGGCAGGCAAGGUUAUAUAGGAAGAGAAAGAGCCCAGCAGCGCGCGAGGGAGCCAGCCAGCCGGAGAGAGGCAGCCGAGCGCAAGGCAGGGCGCACACGCACACCGCGCGCACCCGAUCGCGCAGACAGACCGCCGGGACAGCUUGGAAGUCACCGGGUUCCAUGGGCGAGAUGCUGCUGCUGGCGAGGUGUCUGCUGGUGGUCCUCCUCUCCUCGCUGCUUGUGUGCUCCGGGCUGGCGUGCGGGCCCGGCAGGGGAUUCGGGAAGAGGCGGCACCCCAAAAAGCUGACCCCUUUAGCCUACAAGCAGUUCAUCCCCAACGUAGCAGAGAAGACCCUAGGGGCCAGCGGCAGAUAUGAAGGGAAGAUCUCGAGGAACUCAGAGCGAUUUAAGGAACUCACCCCCAAUUACAACCCCGACAUCAUAUUUAAGGAUGAGGAAAACACCGGAGCGGACCGGCUGAUGACUCAGAGGUGUAAGGACAAGUUAAAUGCCCUGGCCAUCUCAGUGAUGAACCAGUGGCCUGGAGUGAAGCUGCGGGUGACGGAGGGCUGGGACGAGGAUGGUCACCACUCGGAGGAGUCACUGCACUAUGAGGGCCGCGCCGUAGAUAUCACCACCUCUGACCGUGACCGAAGCAAGUAUGGCAUGCUAGCCCGCCUCGCUGUGGAGGCCGGCUUCGACUGGGUCUACUAUGAGUCCAAGGCACACAUCCACUGCUCGGUGAAAGCAGAGAACUCAGUGGCGGCCAAGUCCGGCGGCUGCUUCCCCGGGUCGGCCACCGUGCACCUGGAGCAGGGUGGCACCAAGCUGGUGAAGGACCUACGGCCCGGGGACCGCGUGCUAGCGGCCGACGACCAGGGCCGCCUGCUCUACAGCGACUUCCUCACCUUCCUG
This is a messenger RNA of Fukomys damarensis (Damara mole-rat), 1055 nucleotides long. RefSeq names its product sonic hedgehog signaling molecule (gene Shh). Gene Ontology annotation, molecular function: calcium ion binding; patched binding. The record is from RefSeq and is a predicted model, not a curated record. Lineage: Eukaryota; Metazoa; Chordata; Mammalia; Rodentia; Bathyergidae. Gene Ontology annotation, biological process: smoothened signaling pathway; regulation of gene expression; protein autoprocessing. The transcript has 3 exons. The annotation marks the transcript as partial.